AUGCUACGCCAAACGAUCUAUGCACUUUCUUCAGCUCCUGGCAAGGCUGGUGUUGCCGUUGUUCGUGUAUCAGGCCCACGUGCCAAGCAAGCGUUAACAAGUUGUACCGCUGGCAACGCACGAUCGUCAUGGCGACCACGACAAGCUUACUUUCGAUCGAUCCAGCAUCCACACACACGAGCACCCUUGGAUCGUGGUCUUGUCUUAUGGUUUCCAGGGCCACAUAGCUUUACCGGAGAAGAUAUUGUCGAGUUGCAUGUUCAUGGUGGCAACGCCGUCGUACGCAGUGUGCUGGAUGCCCUUGGUGACCUUCCGGAUUUCAGGCCAGCGGAGCAGGGCGAAUUUGCUAAACGUGCCUUUGACAAUGACAAGUUGGAUUUGACUGAACUCGAAGGGUUGGCGGAUCUUUUGAAUGCUGAAACAGAAGCACAACGACAACUUGCAUUACGGCAGGCUGAAGGUGGACUACGUGUACCUUAUGAGCGAUGGCGAGAACAAAUCAUUCAUUGUAUGGCUAUCAUGGAAGCUGUCAUUGAUUUUGGUGAAGAUGAACAAAUUGAUGAAGGCGCAACCGAUACGGCCGUACAAAAUGUCAUCGAUAUGCGUAAUGCCAUCCUGAAGCAUCUCGACGAUAAACGUGUUGGUGAAAUCGUACGUAACGGUGUCAAGGUCACUAUUGUUGGUCCACCGAAUGCUGGAAAAAGUACAUUGUUAAAUAUGCUUGCAAAACGUGAAGCAGCCAUUGUAUCCGAUAUACCCGGUACUACACGAGAUGUGGUCGAAGUAACAUUGAAUCUUGGUGGCUAUCCUGUGGUCAUCAGCGAUACAGCAGGAUUACGUGAAUCAACCGAUGUGAUUGAAAAAGAGGGCAUGAAGCGUGCAUUAUCGAGACUGGAUCAAGCCGAUAUCAAGAUAUGCCUCAUACCACUUACGGAUUGGGAUCGAUUAGACCAAAUAGUGCAUGACGUGGUUGACAAGAACACGUUUGUUAUUCUCACAAAGCAAGAUCUCACUGAUGACAGCAUGAUGGAAAAAGCACGGGAUCAAGUGGCACAAAAAGCACGAGGAGUAUGGGCAUUAAGCUGCAGGACCGGUCAAGGUGUCGAUCCAUUUCUCAAUGACAUGAUUGGUUUAUUAAAAACGACGUUUGAUGAUGCCAUAUCAAGCCCAGCAUUAAUUACACAAGCACGCCAUCGCCGACAUUUGCAGGAUUGUGUUGAGGCAUUGGAUCAAUUCCUUGCAACGCCAAGUGAAGAAAUCGUGUUGGCAGCAGAAGAAUUACGACAAGCAGCCAAUGCACUUGGAAGGAUUACUGGUCGAGUGGAUGUAGAGGAUGUAUUGGAUGCACUCUUUAGCCAGUUUUGUAUUGGGAAAUAA
Molecule: messenger RNA, 1377 nt
Organism: Lichtheimia ornata
Lineage: Eukaryota; Fungi; Mucoromycota; Mucoromycetes; Mucorales; Lichtheimiaceae
Product: tRNA modification GTPase TrmE
Exons: 4
Coding region: 1-1377 (458 amino acids)
Biological process (GO): tRNA wobble uridine modification; tRNA methylation
Cellular component (GO): cytoplasm
Molecular function (GO): GTPase activity; ATP hydrolysis activity; protein binding
Source: RefSeq, a predicted model, not a curated record